Molecule: messenger RNA, 1921 nt
Organism: Thermothelomyces thermophilus ATCC 42464
Lineage: Eukaryota; Fungi; Ascomycota; Sordariomycetes; Sordariales; Chaetomiaceae
Exons: 3
Coding region: 404-1921 (505 amino acids)
Biological process (GO): transmembrane transport
Cellular component (GO): fungal-type vacuole membrane
Molecular function (GO): transmembrane transporter activity
Source: RefSeq, a predicted model, not a curated record
GUCUCGUGCAGGUUGUUGAGUUACGAGUCAGUUCUCGGGCUAACAUACGAAGGCCGGAAACGCCGAACGCGAGCUCCUCACGUUCCUCUACGAAGGUCGUGGAGUGAUGGUGCAUCACCAUUUACGGGGAAUUACAGAUUUUUCUUCCGGAACGUUCGUUUGCAAGGCCCUUACUCAUCGAAAUCAUUAUCCACGCCUACGCUUUUUACCUAUAACUCGGAUCCGUAACUGGCGUUUUUUUCGAGGUCAAUUUAAUGCAAGCAAGUUGGGCAAGAAGACCUCUUGAAUAUUCAGAAGCGGGUUAAGCCUCAGUCCGCCGCAGCAUUGCGGCGCGCCUAUGAAUCGCUGGAUCCCAGGAAAUAGCGUCUAAUUAAGAAGCACAGAAAGGAGAAACCCAAUCAGCAUGGGCCAAAUUGAGGCACCAUUGCCGGGAGAUGUGGCGCGGGGACUGCCACGCCCGGACGCAGAGGACACGGAGACGACAUUAGAGUCGGCGGGGAUGGACCUCGAGAAAGGGAUCGGGGAAGAUGCGAGACCGACGUCGACUGACAAUAGCGAUCCGGAUGCGAGAACAGAGGAAGGCCAACCGCCGGCAUCACGGCAACGGACGGCCGAAGAUGAUGACGGGGGACCGGGGAGCGGCGGCGACGGCGGUGGCGUGACCUCCGGAGUUCUGUCCCGCGUCCUCACCAAGGCCAGCACCAAAUCCAGCUGGAACCCCGGCCCGCCACCGGACGGCGGGCUGCAGGCCUGGAUGGCGGUGGCGUGCACCCACCUGGUGGUCAUGAACACCUGGGGCGUCAUCAACUCGUUCGGCCUCUUCCAGACAUACUACACGACCGCGCUGGGCCGGCCGCCCUCGGACAUCUCGUGGAUCGGCUCGCUGCAGAUCUUCCUCCUCUUCUUCGUCGGCGCCCUGACCGGCCGCCUCACCGACGCCGGCUACUUCCGCCACGUCUUCGUCCUAGGCGUCUCCUUCCAGCUCGUCGGCAUCUUCACCGCCUCGGCCGCCUCCAGCUACUGGCAGGUCCUCCUCGCCCAGGGCAUCUGCAUGGGCCUGGGGAACGGCUGCCUCUUCUGCCCCUGCGUCUCCACCCUGUCGACCUACUUCAACAAGAAGCGGGCGCUCGCCAUCGCCCUCGGCGCCUGCGGCAGCGCCACCGGCGGCCUCGUCUUCCCCGGCAUGGUCCGGCAGCUGCUGCCCACCCAGGGCUUCCCCGCGGCCAUGCGCGCCAUCGGCUACGUCCAGCUGGCCACCUUCGCCGUCGCCUUGGUCGGGCUGAAGCAGAGGAUCCCGCCGAGGAAGAGCGGGCCGCUGGUGGAAUGGAAGGCCUUUUGCGAGGGAGAGUAUACGCUCUACGCGGCAGGGAGUUUCUCUUUCUUCCUGGGACUGUACUUUGCCUUCUACUACAUCGCCUCGUUCAGCAGGGAUAUCAUCGGCCUGGACUACACCAGCAGCCUCAACGUGCUGUUGCUCAUGAACGGCAUCGGCAUCCCCGGCCGCGUGAUCCCGAACCACAUUGGAGACCGGGUCGGGACCAUCAAUGUUCUCGUCCCACGGCGGGCCUGGCCAGCGUCCACCGCCGGCCUGUACGUGUGGUGCGCCUUUUACGGCAUCGUGGCGGGAGGCAUCCAGAGCCUGUUCCCCGCCGGCCUGAGCAGUCUCACCACCGACGUGCGCAAGGCCGGCGUCAGGAUGGGCAUGAUCUUCACCAUUGUCAGCUUUGCGACCCUAGCCGGACCACCGAUCGCCGGCGCCAUCAUCACCGCGUCCGGCGGCAAGUAUUACGGCGCCCAGGCCUUUGCGGGGUCGACCCUGAUGCUGUCAAUGGCUCUGAUGGCUGCGGCUAGGACCGUCAAGGUGAGGCGAUUGAUGCGGGCGGGGCAUGGAUCCGGCUCGGCGUGGAAGAUGAAAGUAUGA